CAGCAGGGGGCGGUGAUGCAUCAAAUUAGGCUUGCCGACGGCAAAAAGAAGAAACUGUUGCAAAACUCUCCUUCAAAAUAUCAGCAAGAGCCAGCAUAGAUAACGUACUCGAUAACAUCAUGCUUUCAGCAAACAUCGCUAAAAAGGUUGCUUGUACUAUUUACCGGGCAUCACUGCGGCCGGCUGUCAGCACGGUGAUAUCUCGGGGUUACCGUGGCGAUGCUCCAGAACCAACCAUGAUUGAGAUCCCCUUACCUCCGUGGCAGGAGAGGCCCGGCGAAUCCCUGGAGAUCAAAAAGAAAAGACUCCUUUAUGAGAGCCGUAAGAGGGGCAUGCUGGAGAACUGUAUCCUUCUUAGCCUUUUUGCAAAGCAGUACCUGAACACAAUGAGCGCAGCUCAGCUGAAGCAGUACGACAGACUCAUCAAUGAACCGAGCAAUGACUGGGACAUCUAUUACUGGGCCACAGAGGCCGUGCCGACACCAGACGUUUAUCAGGGCGAGGUGAUGGACAUGCUCAAAGAGUUCACCAAAAACAAAAACAUGGAACAACGUCUAGACGCACCAAAUCUGGAAUACCUGGACAAGAAACUUUAAAACUCACCUGUACAUCAGAGACUCUUCUAGCAGAUCAGAGCUGAUGGAGACCUAAUACACAGACACAGGUCCUAUUCAAAACCACUGACAUAAGGAUUAAAAAACACAUUUAUGUAUUGUACAAAUUGUUUGUACAUCCAAAUAAACUGUCUAAGAACUGGUAUGACACAUCAGUGUAAAUGAUACCGUAUACUAUUUGUAUAUAAUUGUAUAAAUAGUUAAUAAUAGUAAUGUUGAUAGUGUAUCCCUAUAAGACAUAUAUAACAUGAGAGCAUUUGAAUAAACGGUAUGGUGAUGAUAACACAAAAAGAAUGACUAUUUUUUCACCAAUGAAAAACACCAUAUCUGAAAAAUAAACAAUUGUGUACUUAUAAAGAUGGCUUGAAUUAAAAUUUUAGAAGA
Paramisgurnus dabryanus is the source of this 998-nucleotide messenger RNA. RefSeq names its product succinate dehydrogenase complex assembly factor 2 (gene sdhaf2). Gene Ontology annotation, cellular component: mitochondrion. Lineage: Eukaryota; Metazoa; Chordata; Actinopteri; Cypriniformes; Cobitidae. Gene Ontology annotation, biological process: tricarboxylic acid cycle; protein-FAD linkage; mitochondrial electron transport, succinate to ubiquinone. The record is from RefSeq and is a predicted model, not a curated record.